AUCGUCACGUGAUAAAAGUUCAUUGACUUGUCGGUCGUGGCGUCGUGGCGCUCUUGUCCUUGAAAAACGUAAACAAAAAAAUGCACACAGAGAGCGUCUGAAAUCAUUUUGUUGUUUGCACGAUUAAUGGAUUAAUGUUAAAUUGUUAAUUAUUUAGCCAAUAUUAACAUACCGACCGCUAUUCUGGGGUCAAAGCAUUGUGAGGGAAAGAAUAACUAAAUAGUUGCUUGGUUGUGGAUUCGAGACUACAUGUACUCAACAUGCAGAACGCAAAUGACAACCGGUGGGCUGCAAUCAGCCCCAAAGUGGCCGAGUAUAUCGAAGAGGAAAACACCGAGGCCCUGAAGAAUCUCAGCGCUUGCGGGGAUGUGGAACGCAUGCGAGACGGUGUCAGCGGAGGGAACUUGCUGCACACCAGUAUUGCGAAGAGGAAGAGCAAGGUGGCCCGAUUCCUGCUGGAGAGCUUUCCUUCUCUGCAGUAUGGCGUGGACAAGCGAGGGCUAACCCCUCUCAUGUACGCUUGCGUCCACAUCGAACAGGACCUGGAUCUGAUCCGCAGAAUGGCCAAAGUCGAUGGCUCGCUGCUCAAUAAACAAGACACUGAUCUCCAAAUGACGGCCCUGAUUCACUUAACCUCAAAGAGAUGUCCGCCGUUGAAGGCCUUGGAGAUUCUCAUCGAGUGUGGGGCAGACUUGAACAUUAGAGAUUCCAAGGGCUUCUCUGCACUGACACACGCCUUGGCGUCAAUGCAGCCUGAAGAACUGCUGUUCACCUUACUUCGAGCUGGCGCAAUUGUUGAACCAAGGGAUAUUUUGAGUCAGUACAUCCGUGCCUGCUGGUGGCCCAUAGUCAAAGAAAUCCUGGACAGAAAGUUGAUGGACAUCAACGCCGAAUUUGAAGGACGAACUUUGCUCACCCAGUAUGUCUGGCUUGGUAUGUUGGAAGAAGUUGAGUAUUUACUCGAGAAAGGUGCAAAUCCUGACGUAGGACGAGGAGCUCUACUCGAAGCUGUAAAGCUUGGAUGUAUUGACACUUGCAAUCUCAUCAUCAAGUUUGGUGCCGAUUCCAAAAAAUUCGCCUCAAGCUUAAUCUCGGAAGUGUUCAAAAGCAACAGUACAUCUUUGCAAAACCUAAUUAUGAACCUUGAUGGAGUGCAAGCCUGCCAAGAAUUCACUUUCAUGCACGGAACUCAUCCUCAAACUAUUGCCCUUGAGAGUAGUUCGCCUCGCUUAUUGAAGUUCGUAUUGGACCACCCCUACUUGAAAAAUGACACACUCCUGAUUGACAUCCCUGACGUCUUCAAUGGGAUAGAAUUGUCUCAUUUUCCUUUGAACAUUUCGUACACCUCUAUAAUUCCCUUAGUUGCGCCUCUGUUCUUACCCGGUUCAAAUGCUUAUGCGUGCCCGUUUUUUGGAGAACCACAAAAAACCCUCUUGGACAUGAUGAUGGAGGCCAAAUUCACCGCAGCUACCCCAGACAAACUAACUCAAUCGCCGCUCAGCAUGCUUUGCCAAAAUUUGAGGUCAAAGUACAAUGAUGUAGAAACUGUGGCCCUGUUUCACAAAUAUUUCAACUACAUGAUAAAUAAUGGUGCAGAUGUCAAUCAGAUUUGUUGGCAUGCAAUUCCAACUCGGUAUUGCCCUGGAUACCCAGAAAUCUUUUUGUACCUGAAAGAGGUGUUGCUUGUCCCUGAUGCACUGCUGGGUUCCUUCUGGACUUUACAAACUGGAGCAAUCGUCCGAUUGCUGCAAUACUGGAAACAACCACCAGCAGCCCUCUUCCUGGGCUACUAUCAGUUCUUCAACAGAUUGCGCGAACCAACAAUUAACUACAGUAGAAUGCUGACAAUCCUGCUGCAUUUCGGCAUUCCUCAUGGAUCAGAGGUCUUGGAGAAAGUCAAGAAAGUCAUCGCAAAAUACAUGGACGAAGAGUCUCUAGAAUACGCCAACAAGAUCAUCAAUAAUUAUUAUGCACAACCGCUAUCGCUGGAGAAACUUUGCAUUCAUGCUAUCAGGAGCAAUUGCAAGGUGGGAAAGGGUCAACUACUGCCCGAAGCCCUUGCUACUCUCCCUUUGCCUAUACCAUUGCUCAGACGUCUGCAGUUUAAAGUGGAUGAGGCCAACAUUGUUGCCAUCGAUAUGCAUCUAAAUGAUUUUGUCACUGGAGCUGUGCCGAGCUUCCAUCUUAUUUAAAAAAAUGGAUAUGCCUUUUUCACGUAAUUCUACGUGAUUUAUAAAAUUUGCAUUUAUAUUUUUGUAAUAUUCAACAUGAAUUUUGAAUACUGUAAAUCUCUAAUUUAAAAUGCUCAUUUGAGAUUGUAUCGUAUUUUAAUAACUCUUUAGAGAUAAAUAUUCCAGGGCUACAAAUUUCACGCGCAUAAUGAUUUUGUGAUAUAUGUUCUGUGUUGAUAUUCAAACUUGAGUAUAUUUUUUUAUAAGAUUUAGAGGAGCUUGAAUAAUUUAGUGUCGUAAAUGGACCAAAGUGUGAAGUAAAAAUAUAUCGCUUAGGAAAUAGUUAUUAAAUUUUGAAACUACUUAAAUCUGUAUCGAGUGUAAUUUCAAUUUUCAAAAAUAAAUUAAAUAAGAGAUGGAAAAAAUUCCGUUUUUAUUAUAGAAGCUU
Neocloeon triangulifer is the source of this 2619-nucleotide messenger RNA. RefSeq lists its product as uncharacterized. NCBI's taxonomy places the organism in Eukaryota, Metazoa, Arthropoda, Insecta, Ephemeroptera, Baetidae. Gene Ontology annotation, molecular function: protein binding. The coding region runs from base 261 to 2192 and encodes 643 amino acids. The transcript is spliced from 5 exons. The record is from RefSeq and is a predicted model, not a curated record.